AUGUCGUCGAAACGGCGUGGUGAACUACAUGCAGUUGUGUUCGAACUUGAACUACCGACAAACUUGAAAUCAUUCGUGUUUGCAGAUAUUUCGUAUAUGAGCAAGAUGAUCGAUGAACAAGAAGUCCUAUUCGACAUUGGUACCACGUUCAUUGUGACUAGUGUCGCCUUCGACGAUGUAGAACAGAAUUGGGUGAUUCGAUUGACUGGUACCGACAAAGGACUUGAUAUUGUCACCAAAGAAUACAUUGAUUUUUAUCGAAAACGUAUGGUCGCACUAACACCAACUAUUAAGCUAGGUGAAUUUCUUAUUAUUGUCGGUCAGUUUGAAAAAGCGCGAGCCUAUUUCAAUGAUUUGCUUAAACUACAUGACCAAGAUGAUGUUUAUAUUCUGUACAAUCUCGCUUGGAUUGAUAAGUGUCAAGGAAAAUAUCGAGAGGCUCGAGAAAAACUCGAUCGUGCCUAUGAGAAGGAAAAUACCAACGAUUUGCCGUGCCAACAAAAGCUGCGUGAUAUACUUAACGAUAUUGGAACUAUUCAUGUGAUAAUGGAUGAACACGAGCAAGCUUUAAACUAUUAUCACCAAGCAAUGAAAAUUUCAUCAAGUUCAGCUAUCUUCAACAACAUAGGAUUAGCAUAUAAGAUCCAGGGCCGAUACAUCGAGGCGCUGGAAUAUUUCAACAAAGCGCAUGAGGUCAGUGAUGGCGAACGGCCCAGUGGGCAUUAUGAGAUAGGUAUCACAUUGGACAACAUUGGACAAACAUACAAUUAUCAAGGUGAAUAUAGCAAAGCACUUGAUUAUCAUUUGCAAGCCCUUCGUGUCAAACAGAAAACACUGCCCGAUGAUCACAUGGAUAUUGGGAUUAGUUUCAAUAAUGUCGGUUUUACAUACAACAAUUUGGGAGAAUACGAUGAAGCAUUAACAUAUUAUCAGCGUGCUCUUCAAGUAUAUCAGCAAUGUUUACCUGAGAUUCAUCUUGAAAUUGCCAUCUUACUCGAUAAUAUGGCUACUGUGUAUUAUUGCCAAAAACAAUAUACCAAAGGUCUUGAGUAUCUUUAUAAAGCACUCCAUAUUGAAGAGCGUGUCGAGCCAAUCAGUCGUCUGACACUGGGUCGAACGUUAAAUAAUUUAGGUGUAACACUUAUUGCUUACAAGCACAAUGACGAAGACAAUGAUAAAGAGGCACUCGACUGCUUUCGACGAGCACUCGCCAUGUAUGACGCCAAUGGAUCAGCUCAGAGUUCCGACGCGGCCAUCUCACUCUAUCAGCAAGGUAAAUUGCAUCAUCGCCGAAAAGAGUAUUAUCAGGCGCAUGAAUUGUACGAGCAAGCUCUGAAUAUUCAACGUAGUGUCUUACCACAAAAUCAUUCGGCAACACUCAAAACGCAAGCAACACUAAUUCAACUCAAGACUGAAUUAGAAAGUAACGAAAAGAUAGAUGUACCCUCAUGA
This is a messenger RNA of Didymodactylos carnosus, 1452 nucleotides long. The record is from the annotation of a GenBank genome assembly. NCBI's taxonomy places the organism in Eukaryota, Metazoa, Rotifera, Eurotatoria, Philodinida, Philodinidae.